UCUACCCACCGACAUUCUGAUCACUGCCCCGUGUUAGCAUAUUCGAUGCGGCCAUAUCGGAUCUUCAAGUGUGGCAAACAAAUGCAUGUGCGUUUAUAAACCGCAGCGCGGACAGAAGUAGACUUGCGCCCUCUACCGCCCGACAACGCGGCAUGUACGAAAAGCGCCCUCUAUACGACCAUAACCCGCUCGCUGGAUACCUCAGGUCUGAGCGAAGGGAGCGCCCGAGCCCCAGCGGACGGACAAGUAUCAUAGCGACGAGCAGAGGGACACGUGCAGAAUGUCUCAAGUCAACACAAUUCCGUGGUAGCAGCGUCCGCCGAACGCACUUCUUGCAAACGUCGCAGUCAAAGCAUCUUAUCAUGAAAGUCAUCCUCGCAAUGCUGGCCAUUGCAAGCAUCGCAAGUUCGACGCCGCUUACGACGGCUGUAUUGAGUGCAAGAGCCAAUCUUGGAUGUUUCCUCAGAUGGACUGUCAACUUCGGUGGAUCUACAGUCUGCUCCCCUGCCAAAUUCUCCGUCGUUAACUCACUUGCCCCGACGAGCAAAUCGCUGGCUUUCAAUCUUCGUACCGCCUACAUCAGUGGACCAGUACCUGCUGCGUUCGACCUUGCUGGCAGCGAUGCUGCUGUUCAGGUCAUCUCCUACACGAAUGCGCAAUCGUUCGAUGGUUGCAGUGAGCUGACAAUCGCCAGCUACACUAUAUAUGUCAAGCAGGCCCUCGCCGGGCCAUCGGGACACUGCUGCUCGUCGUUUGUGGGCUUCAACGUGGAUCUCGUCGGUGACGGCGAGGACGGUCCUGUUGCAGACAAGCCGUACAAUAUCAACGUUGCCACUGAGUGUGACACUGCCAGAUGCCCGAGUUGGGCAGGUUCGCGACCACAUUGCCCACUUGGCGGUCUCACGAUUGAUGUAGUAGCUCCCAUGUGAUCUGCUCACUCGGAUCCGCUAGCCAUCAUUGCAGCAUCCUGUAAUGAUCUCAAUCAUGCUCUCAUU
Molecule: messenger RNA, 995 nt
Organism: Mixia osmundae IAM 14324
Lineage: Eukaryota; Fungi; Basidiomycota; Mixiomycetes; Mixiales; Mixiaceae
Exons: 6
Coding region: 153-929 (258 amino acids)
Source: RefSeq, a predicted model, not a curated record